UAUAAAACUAUUGAUCUUGCAGAAUGAUGCUUAGUUGUCAUACAGUCACAGUCGGAAAAUCAACUGACGAUUUUUUAACACGACAAAAUGGUUUAUUGUUUCACGCUGUUCGCUCUGGUCGUGUUCUGCGCGAUUCACGGAGCACUCUUCGCUCAAAUACCGGAAUAUAUCAAAAUCUGCAAACGAGAACAAAGCACAAUAAACGAAUGCGUCAAGUCCUCGAUAGAGAAGCUCCGACCCAACCUCAUAGCUGGUAUACCUGAACUCAACGUGCCCAGUCUUGAACCAUUCUAUAUUCCAGAGAUCAUUGCAGUGAGUGGUGACCUUGUACCUCUCAAAGCUUCAGGGAAAGACGUUAAAGUGUCAGGAGCUGGUAACUUUACGAUAAAAUCUAUUUCCGUGGAUCUCGAUACAUUUACUUUGCGCGGUCGGGUCCGUUUCCCGCGACUUCACUUAGAUGGACGGUAUAAUUUAGAUACGCAAAUUUUGAUAGUGCCUCUACGUGGUGAAGGAAAUCUUGUUGCUAAUGCUGUUAAAUGUGACGCCGAUAUACUGCUGAAGUCUCAGAGAAUCAUGCGGGAUGGUAAGGAGUAUGUGAUGUUCACGAGUCUCAAUGUUGAUCUUACCAUUAAGGAUUACCGCAUCCGACUUGAUGGACUCUUCAACGGGAAUAAGGCUUUAGGUGACGCAACAAACGAAGCGAUCAAUCAAAAUCGCGAUGAAUUCUUAAAGACUACACAACCUUACCUCGAGAAGACUGUGGCUAAAAUAUUACUUGACGCAGCCAACAAAAUAGUAGCGAAUAUUCCGCUAAACGAAUUAUUACCCGAGUCUUAAAACAUUGCCAAUGACCAUCUAACAUUUCAACGUCCACGAGACAUUGUCUUUUAUUUAGAAUUGCAUGACGGGUGUGUUUAUUUUAUGUGACAAUAUUUUUGUUAGAAUUGUUAAAUGUUUUUUUUUCUAAUAAUGUGAUAUUACGUACAAUCUUACUUAUCUUACUAAAGGCAGUGACAUACACUUUGGAAGCUACAAGUUCAUUAUUUUUAUUUGACAACAUGUGAUUAAUCAUAUUAGUUUUGUGUACAAAAUUUGGAAAUAAUACGUCUUGAGUUGUUUGUUGGUUAGAAUGUGAUAAAUAUUAAGAGUUUAGUACAAUCAUUUAUUCAGUGCGAUAACAUUAGUGCGAUCAAGAUAGAAGAUUUGAAUAUUGAAACUUAAUAUUGUUUCGAGAUACAAAGAAUAUUACAUACAAAAACUUUUUUUUUGUUUCCUCAUUCCUUAAUUAUAGGCUAAGAAAUUAUGUAUCGUGAAGUUUAUUGGUUCAUUUGCUUUCUUAAUCAGAAUAGUAAUAUGAUAAAUAAGAAACAGUGACUUAGAGGUUGAAUAAGUUGACAAUUUCAUAUUAUUUUGUAAAUAACUUUUAAUAAAGGAAAGAAUAUUCAAAAUUAUCAAUAAAAUAACUUCAAUGUUAAUUAUAUGAAUCCAAAAAUAAAUAUAAUUUAUUGUUUGGGAAUAAAUUUAUCGUGUAAAUUCAACAAAAAUAUUUUUUUUGCUCUCAAUAACACGAUUUUUUAAUUAUUUGAAAUAUAAGGCGUAUUUUAAAUAUGUUGCGUAAAGAUAUUAACAAUAAUUAUGACCAAACUGUAUUUUGUAAAUUAAAUGUCCACUUGCACAUUACUUCAGUGUUAUUAGUUUUAACAUAAACGGAACAUCUAAUCAUUAUAAAGCUUAUUAAAAAAUUAGUGAGACGAAAACGUAUUUAUAAAAAUUAUUAUAU
Molecule: messenger RNA, 1780 nt
Organism: Nymphalis io (European peacock)
Lineage: Eukaryota; Metazoa; Arthropoda; Insecta; Lepidoptera; Nymphalidae
Product: protein takeout-like
Exons: 6
Coding region: 88-837 (249 amino acids)
Source: RefSeq, a predicted model, not a curated record